This is a messenger RNA of Centruroides sculpturatus (bark scorpion), 1065 nucleotides long. Its product is annotated as ileal sodium/bile acid cotransporter-like. Gene Ontology annotation, molecular function: bile acid:sodium symporter activity. Gene Ontology annotation, biological process: bile acid and bile salt transport. The record is from RefSeq and is a predicted model, not a curated record. Bases 1 to 1065 code for a protein of 354 amino acids. Lineage: Eukaryota; Metazoa; Arthropoda; Arachnida; Scorpiones; Buthidae. The transcript is spliced from 7 exons. Gene Ontology annotation, cellular component: membrane.
AUGAAAUAUUUCCAGGUAUUACUUCACAUAAAAAAACCUAUAGGUGUGAGUUGUGGUAUGAUCAGCCAAUUUGUUUUAAUGCCAUUAUCUGGAUUUGGAUUCAGUCAAGCCUUCAAACUAAAAGCUAGUUAUGCUACAGGAGUAUUAGUUAUUUCCUGCUGCCCGGGAGGUGUACUAUCUAAUACCUUUACUUAUUUUUGUGAUGGAGAUUUGGCACUUAGCGUUACGAUGACGACAGCGAGUACAUUAUUAGCUUUAGGUUUUCUACCAUUCAAUAUGUGGAUUUAUGGCCAAAAUUUAGAAACGGAUAAUUUAAUCAUUCCCUACGAUAAAAUUGCACUGUCUCUGGUUUACAUUGCAUCCCCGGUAUUGGUUGGAAUGCUGUUACGUUGGAAAGUCCGAAGAAUCGCUUAUUACGUCACAAAGUUCGGAAGUUAUAGUGGUGUAGGUUUAGUUUUUUUCUGCAUUAUUUUACAAAUCGUCAUGUUCCCAUCCAUGUUCGAUUUAGUUCCUUGGAAAUUAUAUCUUGCUGUUGUAUUACUGCCAACAUUGGGACUAAGUAUCGGUUACGGUUUGGCUGCAAUGUUUCGUCAAUCUCUUCCAGCAAGAAAGACUAUAGCCUAUGAAUGUGGAUUACAGAAUGUUCCUUUGGCACUUAACAUGAUUUCCUUAUCUUUCACGCAUCACCAACAAGUAGAAAUCGUUGUAUUUCCAUCUCUAUAUGGCUUCUCUAUGGUUACUUCAGCGAGUAUAGCGUGCGUAUUUUAUCAAUCUUACAAAAAAUGGCUACAGACAAAAAAAGUGGAAGAAAAAGCGUGUAAUUUGGAUAUUAGAAGAAAACUAGAAGUAGACAAUAUGGUGGAUAACAUUAAAUCCUUCCAGAUAAAAUGGAAAGAUUCUGUAAUUAGAAUGGACAACAACUGCUUAUCGAAAUUGGCCUUUGGAUAUAAAUCUUUGGAAAGAGAGAUGGAUGUGGACCCUCGCAAAAACUUAAUCCAAAUUGUUGAUGAAGCAGAUGAUGACGAUGAUGAUGAUGAUGAUGAUGAUGAUGAGACUUGUCCAUAG